AUGGUUAUGUUUUGGAGUCCCUAUUGCUGUGGCGUGUCAGAGAAAAAGGGAAUCAGUCGUUGGAGUAAGAUGAGAAAGAGUGCAUCAAGACAUAACUCAUCUGGUGUUGGUGGCUCUUCUAACCCAUCCUCUCAGACUCCUAUACAAUCUAGUCCAAAUUCGCAAUAUUCAGAUUUUGCCAACCCUCAUGGAUUAGAUGCUAUCGACCUCAAUGAUGAUAUUGAAGAUCGGAGGCAAGAUAGUAUUCAACACUCGCAUUGGAAAGAGGAUGAGAUGCUGAUCAGUGCAUGGUUAAAUGUUUCAACUGACCCUAUAGUUGGUACCGAUCAAAAGGAGGAAACAUUUUGGAGUCGAAUUCAUAGCUAUUGUGUAGAAUUUUGCUCCGACAUGACAACGGGAAGCCAACUACCUACACAAAGUGGCGGCUCAAAGAGAACCAAGGUUAGUGCAACUGGAGCAUACUCAUCCUCAUCAAACCCAGAAACACCGUUGGCUGACGAACCCGGUGUGGACUCUCCCGUUUGCCCACAAGGAUCAAAGAAGAGCAAGCGAAAAGGUAAGGGAAAAGCACAGAUGUCUAAAGAUUUUAGCGAAAGAAAAUCAUCGGUUGUCAAAAAAUUAUCUCUCAUGGAAGAUAUUAAGAAUGUUAGAGAAAAGGAACUAAUGGAAAGGGAAAAAGAAAGAGAAGAGGAGAAGGAACAUAGAGCAAAGAUGAUGGCAAUCAAAGAGAAGGAGAUACAAAUUCAAGCGGCAAUGAAAGAACAGGAAUUACAAACUCAGAGGUAUAUUAAAGAAAUGGAGAUAAAAGCAAAAGAAAGGGAAAUGGAAAGGAUGGCCAAGGAAAGGGAAAGGGAGUUGGAUAUGCAAAUACUUAAUGCUGACACGUCUACAAUGAGUGAAAAACGACGAGCUCUUCAUGAGAUUGCAUGUGAGAAAAUAAUCGCCAAGUGGUUUACUUAA
Messenger RNA from Arachis duranensis, 960 nucleotides. RefSeq lists its product as uncharacterized. The coding region runs from base 1 to 960 and encodes 319 amino acids. The record is from RefSeq and is a predicted model, not a curated record. The transcript has 3 exons. Lineage: Eukaryota; Viridiplantae; Streptophyta; Magnoliopsida; Fabales; Fabaceae.